UAUAUAAUUCUAACUUUUUUUUCUUUCAUUGAAUUAGUAAUGGUUCAACUAAGGAAAGUACAUUGCAUUGCUGCCAUUGACUCAGAGUGGGGAAUUGGAUUGAAAGGCAAGUUACCUUGGAACUUACCAAGAGAAUAUAAAUUUUUUCAAAACAUAACCACUAAGGUAAUAUCAGAAGGAAAGCAGAAUGCUGUUAUUAUGGGUAAAAAUACCUGGUUUUCAAUACCACAACAACAUCGCCCUUUAAAAAAUCGUUUAAAUGUUAUUUUAAGUAGCUCAUUUAUUAAAGAGGAUUAUCCAAAAAACGUCUUACUAGAGUCCUCCUUAGAAGCAGCAAUUUUAAGAUUAUCUGAUGAGUUUUAUGCAAACACAGUUGAAAACAUAUUUGUUAUAGGCGGUUCCCGUGUUUAUAAAGAAGCAAUGGAAAAGUUUUGUGAUAAAAUUUACUUGACAAAAAUUGAACAAGAUUAUUCAUGUGAUGUUUUCUAUCCAAUUUUUGAUACAAACAAAUUCAAAGAAAUUGAUGAUGAGGAAGUUGAUAAAAAUAAGCAGAUAGAAAAUGGAGUUUCCUAUACAUUUCAUGUUUAUUCAUCUAAUUAUACUGUAUAAAAUAUAUUUGAUAAAAAAAAAAAUUAACAAACAA
Messenger RNA from Hydra vulgaris (swiftwater hydra), 643 nucleotides. RefSeq names its product dihydrofolate reductase. Gene Ontology annotation, biological process: dihydrofolate metabolic process; glycine biosynthetic process; tetrahydrofolate biosynthetic process. The record is from RefSeq and is a predicted model, not a curated record. Gene Ontology annotation, molecular function: NADP binding; dihydrofolate reductase activity. Gene Ontology annotation, cellular component: mitochondrion. NCBI's taxonomy places the organism in Eukaryota, Metazoa, Cnidaria, Hydrozoa, Anthoathecata, Hydridae.